Messenger RNA from Penicillium expansum, 3030 nucleotides. Its product is annotated as SPX and EXS domain-containing protein. The record is from RefSeq and is a predicted model, not a curated record. Gene Ontology annotation, biological process: phosphate ion transport; cellular response to phosphate starvation. The transcript is spliced from 6 exons. Gene Ontology annotation, cellular component: cytoplasm; Golgi apparatus; plasma membrane. Gene Ontology annotation, molecular function: inositol hexakisphosphate binding. The coding region runs from base 1 to 3030 and encodes 1009 amino acids. NCBI's taxonomy places the organism in Eukaryota, Fungi, Ascomycota, Eurotiomycetes, Eurotiales, Aspergillaceae.
AUGUUUGGAUCAGAGCAGGCACUCCCAGGUCUUAAACCAGAGCUGGAACAGGAACUUGUUCCUGAGUGGCGGGCAAAGUAUCUCGACUACAAGACCGGCAAAAAGAAAGUCAAAGCCAUCACUCGGGCCCUCCAGAAGGCAAACCGCAGUCCCCAUGUCCAAUCCAAUCGAUAUCCCACCUCCACCCCGCAAGGUCGCGGCGCAGCCCAAUCUGCUCUCACACCCUCCAAUACCGAUAAACAGCUCGAUGCAGGAGAGUACAAUAGCCCAUCGACGCCACAGCGAGGUGGUGCCAACCCGCCAUCAACCGCACGAUCCACGCCGGUACCCAGAACUGAGCGACAACCGCUUCGCACGCCCGGAUCGCGGUUCUCCGAAAAUGUUGGUAGUUAUGGAAGUAUAAUUGCAACGCCGCCACAGCAACACCAUACCGCAGGCUCGGACGUGGCCUCCUUUGAACUUCCGGACCCAGCACUUGACCCAGAUGAGGACUAUAUGCCGCACGACGACACUGCAGACAAACCCAGGAACCUUCGGACACCUUCGCCCGUCAUGGAUCGCCGCAGCCUGACGAACGUUUCACCCUCUCACCCUAUCUCAGAGCCGUUGCCGGCCCAGAGGCCCCAAUUGGACCAACGUGCGAGUUAUCAAAGUCAGAUUGGCGACACGUUGGCAAAGGUGCCAUCGGGCAACCGGACAUCACAGCUUCUGCGGCGCGUAUUCACGGCAGAGGGCGAGCCUGGCGGGAGGCGAUCACAGUUUGAUAUUGGCGCUGGCGCCGAGCUUGAUAAACGGCAGGACGAGUUCUUCGAGUUCUUGGAUAGCGAGUUGAACAAGAUCGAUGCGUUUUAUGUGAUGAAAGAACAGGAGGCCACCGAAAAACUGCGGGUGCUUCGCCAGCAGUUACAUAUAAUGCGAGACCAGCGCAUCCAAGAGGUGCUAGCUGUUAAGAAAGCCAUUAAAUCUGACGACUCGGAUACACAGCAACGGCCAAAUGGAUUCGCAAAAAUCAAGAGUGCGCGGAUCAAGGAUACAUUGGCGGGAAAGAAUCGUUUUGGCAAGAACACGGAAGCACUGGCCCAGAUGGCGACUCCUGGCAUGCAACCCCAAGACCGAGAGUUCAUUGCCAACCGGAGAGACUUUAUGCGGCGGCAGGAUCCACAAAGUCAAGAAGUGCCCUAUCGCUCCGCUAAGCGGAAGCUGAAGCAUGCGUUGCAGGAGUUCUACCGCGGGGUGGAACUUCUCAAGGGAUAUGCUUAUUUGAACCGAACGGCCUUCCGGAAGAUCAAUAAGAAAUACGACAAAGCGGUCAACGCCCGCCCACCGCUCCGGUACAUGUCCGAAAAGGUCAACAAAGCUUCAUUUGUCCAGAGUGAAGUGAUUGAAAGCUUGAUGGUAGCGGUCGAAGACUUGUAUUCCCGUUACUUUGAGCGUGGUAAUCGCAAAAUCGCCGUCUCCAAACUUCGCCAUACAAUCAACAAAUCUGGCGAUUACUCCCCGAAUACUUUCCGCUCCGGUCUCUUGUUGAUGGGUGGAACUCUGUUUUCCAUCAAGGCCCUAGUCGAUGCUUCGUCAAACCUCCGCUCGGGUGAGGCCGCUGAACAAGUUCGGACCAGUUAUCUGCUCCAGAUAUACGGCGGAUAUUUCCUCAUCGUGUUCCAUGUCUUGCUCUUCUGCUUGGAUUGUAUGAUCUGGACAAAGUCGAAGAUCAAUCAUGCUUUCGUCUUCGAAUACGAUAGCAGACACACCUUGGAGUGGCGUCAGUUGCUGGAGAUCCCUUCUUUCUUCCUUUUCUUGAUGGGCCUAUUCAUGUGGCUCAACUUCUCAUGGUACAACCACAUGUAUAUCUAUUGGCCUGUGGUCCUGAUUGUCUUGACGAUCAUCAUUGUUUUCUUGCCGGCCCGUGUUCUUUACCACAGGAGCCGCAAGUGGUUCGCUUUUUCCAAUUGGCGUCUUUUGCUUGCCGGAAUAUAUCCAGUCGAGUUUCGUGAUUUCUUCCUCGGCGAUAUGUACUGUUCUCAGACAUAUGCUAUGGGGAACAUCGAGCUCUUCUUUUGUCUAUAUGCCUCGUACUGGGACUACCCUCCCAAGUGCAACUCCUCCCACUCUCGACUCUUGGGCUUCUUCCAAUGUCUUCCCUCUGUCUGGCGAGCCUUCCAAUGUAUUCGCCGAUACCUGGACACGAAGAACGCAUUCCCCCAUCUCCUGAAUUUGGGAAAGUAUAUAUUUGGCGUCCUCUACUAUGCCACUCUCAGCAUGUACCGCAUAGACCUCAAAACACGGUUCCAAGCCGCGUUCAUCACCUUCGCCCUCCUUAACGCCGUUUACGCUUCAGUAUGGGACCUAAUCAUGGACUGGAGUUUGGGUAAUCCAUACGCAAAGAACCCAAUGCUCCGUGAAGUCCUCGCCUUCCGUCGCGUAUGGGUAUACUACGCCGCAAUGCUACUAGACGUGGUCAUCCGUUUCAACUGGAUCCUCUACGCAGUAUUUAUCAGAAAUAUACAGCAGUCCGCCCUGCUCAGCUUCAUGGUCGCCUUUUCAGAAGUCUGCCGUCGUGGCGUCUGGUCCAUCUUCCGCGUCGAAAACGAGCACUGCACAAAUGUCCUCCUCUUCCGUGCUUCCCGUGAUGUCCCUCUCCCCUACGACGUCCCCUCACCACCCGCACCUCCACUCGACGGCUCAGCAGAAGACGUCCAACUUCAAGAACAGCAGCACGCCUCAACACCCUUCAUGUCUCCCGGCGAUGUCGAGCACGGCACCCCAUCCAUGUCCAGCAUGCGCGCCCGCAACCGCCGUCCCUCGGUUGGUAUCAGCCGGGUCGGCACUAUCAUGGCCUCAGCCCACGCGCAGGAUUUCGAGCGAAGACGUCUGCCAAAUUACAUGUCUAGCACGAGUGUUGGGCGGGAUUUGGCGCAUGGCGCGGACGAUAGCACGGACGAAGAUGACGAGGCGGAUCUGAGCACCGAUGAGGAUUCGGGGUCGAGGCCGGUUUCAGAGCGCAGGGACACGAUGGGUCGGAUUGUUGAGUAG